GAAAAAUGUACUCCUUAAAUAGUACAAACUUAUUAGAUUAAUUUUCCUCUCCUCACCAAUUACUUGGCAGGUCUACUGUUGCCCCCUAUUGACCCGUCUGGGUCCAAGUGUGCGUGUGACGUCAUGCCGCAUGUGAGACAUUGCAGGGUCUUACCCGUACUCCGCUCUGAGGAUACAAGUUAUGAGGCAGUAAGGGACUGGGCACGCGGCUUCCCUCUUCAUUUCUGCAUCUGUCGUUUUCUCCUUCAUCCGUCCUGUAUGGUGGAUAUUAUUUUGAAUUCUUCUUUCUUGGGUGAUAUGGGGGAUCAUUCCAAAAAGAAGCCUGCAAUCGCUAUGUGUGUCGGCUGUGGGAGUCAGAUACAGGACCAGUACAUACUGAGAGUUUCGCCCGACCUGGAGUGGCACGCUGCGUGUUUGAAGUGUGCGGAAUGCAAUCAGUACUUGGAUGAAACGUGCACUUGCUUUGUUCGAGACGGCAAAACAUACUGUAAAAGAGAUUAUGCAAGGUUGUUUGGCAUCAAGUGCGCUAAAUGUAACCUUGGCUUCAGCAGCAGCGAUUUAGUCAUGAGAGCCCGGGACAGCGUGUAUCACAUCGAGUGUUUCAGGUGCUCGGUGUGCAGCAGGCAGCUUCUGCCAGGCGACGAGUUCUCUUUGCGGGAUGAAGAGCUUCUCUGCCGGGCGGAUUAUGGUUUAUUGCUGGAGCGGAGCGCCGCCGGAAGCCCGAUCAGCCCGGAGCACCUUCACUCCAACAGGUCACUUCACAUGGCAGCAGAUCCAGUAUCGGUUAGACAAGCACCCCAUCGAAAUCACGUCCACAAGCAGUCGGAGAAAACCACUCGCGUACGGACGGUGCUGAAUGAAAAGCAGCUCCACACCCUCCGGACGUGCUACAACGCGAACCCGAGACCCGACGCCCUGAUGAAGGAGCAGCUAGUGGAAAUGACGGGCCUGAGUCCGCGAGUCAUACGGGUCUGGUUCCAGAAUAAACGCUGUAAGGACAAGAAGAAGUCCAUUCUGAUGAAGCAGCUCCAGCAGCAGCAGCACUGUGACAAAACCAAUCUGCAAGGCCUCACGGGUACGCCUCUUGUGGCAGGCAGUCCGGUUAGACAUGACAACACGCUUCAAGGUAACCCGGUGGAGGUACAAACCUAUCAGCCUCCUUGGAAAGCCUUAAGUGAAUUUGCCUUGCAAAGUGACUUGGAUCAACCCGCCUUCCAGCAACUGGUGUCUUUUUCAGAAUCGGGCUCCCUGGGCAACUCCUCGGGCAGCGAUGUGACGUCCCUGUCGUCGCAGUUACCGGACACUCCGAAUAGUAUGGUGCCCAGCCCCGUGGAGACGUGAAGCUAACCGAGAUUGUCCCUGGCCAGCAUGCUCCUGAUGCCCUGCAUGACGACAGACCAGCUCCCAGAGAUCUUUUACAGAGGAUUUGUCAUGGAAGAUGCACUGUUAGCGAUCUCCCAUAAGCGAACGCUAUCUUCAAUGAAGACCGCGCAAGUCAUCAUUGUGAGGAUUUGGGUGGAGAAAUAACUCAACAUAAUCGCAUCGCCAGCUGCGUUUGCAACCCCAGAAGACAUCAUGAAGGAUAUACAAACCAGUCUUCCUAACGCUGACUCGGAGCCACUAACUCUAUCCGUGCUGAGCGUUUUUCAUUCAUUGGUGAUCAUUGUGUCUCAUUUCUUACACAUUUUUAUAUAUUUCGCUAUUGAGUCUCCAGAUCCUCGUGUUUGUCUUAACGCGCAUGAUUUCCGAAGGUGAUAUAAAACAUAUUCUUGUUGUAAAAUAUUUUAUCUUAAUGGACGGAGGACAUAUUGUUUGUGCCUCUCGAACAAAAGUAAGUUAUUGUUAUUUAUUGCGAGAACAACCGUUCAUACAGAGAUCAGAAACUGAUGAUAAUAAUAGUAAUAAUAAUUAUUAUUAAUAAUAAACUGAAUUACUGAGAA
Paramormyrops kingsleyae is the source of this 1940-nucleotide messenger RNA. RefSeq names its product insulin gene enhancer protein isl-2a. Lineage: Eukaryota; Metazoa; Chordata; Actinopteri; Osteoglossiformes; Mormyridae. The record is from RefSeq and is a predicted model, not a curated record. Gene Ontology annotation, biological process: axonogenesis; positive regulation of transcription by RNA polymerase II; neuron fate specification. Gene Ontology annotation, cellular component: nucleus. Gene Ontology annotation, molecular function: DNA-binding transcription factor activity, RNA polymerase II-specific; cis-regulatory region sequence-specific DNA binding.